This is a messenger RNA of Carassius gibelio (silver crucian carp), 6353 nucleotides long. Its product is annotated as macrophage mannose receptor 1-like. Bases 137 to 1261 code for a protein of 374 amino acids. NCBI's taxonomy places the organism in Eukaryota, Metazoa, Chordata, Actinopteri, Cypriniformes, Cyprinidae. The record is from RefSeq and is a predicted model, not a curated record. The transcript has 5 exons.
CCUAAACCACAGAAGGGAGUUUUCUGUCCAGGAAAAGCGAAGCUGGGAGGAGCAGAAGAGGAGAAAUGAUCGUGAUAUCAGUCUGUCCUGAUAAAAGAAGAAACACAAUCACUCCUGAAUCACAGCAUCUACAGAAAUGGAGAGAAUCACAUGUAUGUCUCUUCUGCUCACAGCUGUGGUCAGUUCUUCUGCACGAGCUCCGCGUCAGUAUCACUUUGUGAAUCAGAACCUGAGCUGGACUGAAGCUCAGAGUUACUGCAGAGAGAAAUACACAGAUCUGUUCACUAUCAGUGACAUACAAGAACAGAAUGACAUUGAACAGGCCAUAAAGAGAGUGAACAGCAAUGCUGACCGUGUCUGGAUUGGACUGAAGAACACUAAAGUUGGUUUCUGGAGUGACCCUGUCUUCUACACAGAACAGUACAGGAACUGGGGAUCCGACCAACCAGGAGGAGAUGGAGACUGUGUUUACAUGAACUGUGUGAAUGAUCAUAAAGGACAGUGGCAUGAUGUAGACUGUAAUACAACAAGGCAUUUCAUCUGCUAUAAUGCCAGUAAAGGAUUCAUCAUUGUACAGGAGCAAAAGAACUGGACUGAAGCUCAGAAAUACUGCAGAGAGAGUCACACAGAUCUGGCCAGUGUGAGGAAUCAGAGCGAGAAUGAACAGAUUCAGAAGAUCAUAGACCAAAACAAAACUUCAGGUGAUCAAGAUAAACGAGUCUGGAUCGGUCUGCACAGACUCUGGGUUUGGUCAGAUAACAGCACCUCCACAUUCACACACUGGAAACCUAAUAAUAAUAACAACAAUCGUGAGACCUGCACAUUGAUUGUUAUCAGUGAUGAAGGACAAUGGACAGAUGAGAAGUGUUCAGAAGAGCAUCCCUUUGUGUGUUAUGAUGAGAAGCUGGUUCUGGUCCGAGAGAAUAAGACGUGGACUGAAGCUCUGAGACGCUGCAGAAACAUGGACAUGGACCUGGUGUCGGUGGAUUCGGAGCAGAUGCAGCAGCGGGUGAUGAAUGUGACCUCGAGCGCUCUCUCUGAUCACGUGUGGCUGGGUCUGCGUCACUCCUGCACAGUGGGGAUCUGGUUCUGGGUCAACGGUCAGACCGUGUGCUACGAUCAGUGGGCUUCUGAUUAUGACAUCGGACUGGACGAAUGUGAUCAGACGGUGAGAUCCGGAGCCAUUCGGACCCAUGAUAAUCACUGGAUCAGCCUUCCUGAAACUAAAGAAAUCAACUUCAUCUGCAUCAAGUACAUGUGAUCCAGAUUACACUAUCAGAUUACUAACAUGAAGCACUUGUGAUGAGAUUAUAUAAUAUUUAAAAUGCCCAUAAUCAGAUACCUGUUAAUUAUUGAUUUUAUUGAUUACAUAUUCAGACAAUGGCAGUACAUUAUUAAUGUGAUCAUAAAAAAAGUACUUAGAAUACAUUACUAAUAAUCUGCAAUCUCAUAGAUUGUUACUAAAUUAAGUUUUCGUCAUGUAAUUUGGAAUCCUUAAUGGACUAAAAUGAGUCAAAAAAACAGAUUCAGUCAAGCCAUUUGGACUCAAAUGAUUCAAUUCAAUUGACUGAGCAAAGUGACAUUCAGCCAAGUACAAACUCAGUGCACAACACAACUGCAUUUAACCAUCCAAAGAGCACACACAAAUCGUGAACACACACUCAGGGAGCAGUUGGGGGCUCAAUGUACUUCCCCUAAAUGGAAUUCAAUUCAAUUCCAGUUUAUUUGCUUUUUCACAAUCAAUAUUAUUUCAAAGCAGAAAAUUUAUAUUUCAUUGUUACAAUUGGGAAGUUUCUUGUAAUAUGACUAAAAUGAUCUCCAUUUAAAGUAUUUUCAUGUCUAUUUGAACUUCUAUCAUGCUUUCACUUGUUUAAGUUCAGUUAUAUGAUUCAGAUUCAUGACUCAUGAGGUGAUGGAUACAAAUAUUUACUGUGUUUUCUGUCAUUUUGAAUUAUUGAUUUUGUUUGUUUGUUUAGUACAUAUUAUUUACUACUUACAUUUACGUUUGCUGAAUCAAUGGCCUAAGCAAACUCCAUCUAAAAUUACUUAGACACAUUUAUAUAUAAUCAUAAUACAUGCCACUGAAUAAAAACUAAUCUGUAUUUUAACUUGUGCUUUUGCUUGUUUCAUACAGAGUUCCUUAAUGGAAACUGUGAUGCAAAAUACUUAAGAUAGAAUUACAUGUGAGAUCAUAUUUCACUGCUUUUGCAUUUCUCCCUUCAUAUGGACAGAAUAUGAAAGCAUUAAAAUAUUAUUCUUCCUCCUAUCUCAUAUGUUUUCCAUCACCAUUUGCAUUUAGGGACUUUCCUAAUCCAGCUUUCUAGCUUUAAAUAAUAAUCCAGCUUGCUUUAAAUAAAAAUAAUUAGCAAAGAAUGCAUGCAAACAUAAUCAGAUAAAUGUAAUAUUAAAAUAAUGCUUAUUCAUAUUCCAAUAUUGCGGCAAAUUACACUAUCUACAAAUAUAUACAAUAAGACACAAAAAAAAUGAAUGAAUAAUGAAAAAUUACAUGUUUGACUUGACAUUUGUGCAUAUAAUUAUACAAAUAACCGCCUGUAUGUAAAUAUAUUUCUGAUUGUCAGUGAUUUUCGUCAUUGUUGAAUUUCUGUAAAUUCAUGAUUCAUUCUAUUAUCUUUUCCUGACAAAAUAAAGCUUUGCAUGAAAUCUCAUUUGACACUGAUGUCAUCUUGUGGGAACCUGAUCUCUUAUCUCUCUCAUUAAUUCUGAAUGUACAUGAGGAAGAUGAACGAAUCAGACUGGAUUUGGUGUGGUUUUGGAGAAACUGGGUGUAGUCUGGAGGGAUCUUAAACUCUAAAAAGUUCAUAUUAUAGUCCAGUCUGGAGAGAACAAGAGCUUGGUCAAGAAGUUGGGUGGCUUGCUCUGACAGGAAGGGUCUAAUCUCCCUAAUGUUGUAUAAGGCAAACCUGCAGGACCAGGUUGUUGUAGAAAUAUGGUCUGUGAAUCUUAACUGAUGAUCCAUCACAACUCCUAGGUUUCUGGCUCUCCUCGAAGGAGUAAUGGUUGACGACCCCAGCUGUAUAGAGAAGUUGUGAUGAAGCAAUGGGUUAGCUGGAAUCACCAGGAGUUCUGUCUUCGUAAGGUUAAGCUGAAGGUGAUGGUCAUUCAUCCAGCUAGAGAUGUAACUCAGACAGGCUGAAAUGCGAGCAGCUACCGUCGGGUCAUCAGGCUGGAAUGAGAAGUAGAGUUGAGUGUCAUCAGCGUAGCAGUGAUAAGAAAAGCCAUGCUUCUGAAUGACAGAUCCUAAUGAUGUCAUGUAGAUUGAGAAGAGAAGUGGUCCAAGUACUGAGCCGUGAGGAACUCCAGUAGCAAGUUGUUGUGACUUAGAAACAUCACCCAUCCAAGACACACUGAAGGAUCUGUCAGAGAGGUAGGACUUAACCCACAGGAGUGCGGUUCCAGAGAUGCCCAUCUUUCUGAGGGUGGACAGGAGAAUCUGGUGAUUAACGGUGUCAAAAGCAGCAGACAGGUCCAGUGAGAUGAUUACUGAGGAUUUUGAAGUUGCUCUUGCCAGUUGCAGGGCUUCAGUAACCGAGAGCAGGGCAGUCUCAGUUGAGUGGCCACUUUUGAAGCCAGAUUAGUUGCUGUCCAGGAGGUUAUUCUGUACAAGGAACAUAGAAAGCUGGUUGAACACAUGUGUCUUUGCAAUGAAUGGACGAAGGCAUACCGGUCUGUAGUUUUCUAGAAGUGCUGGAUUUAGAGAUGGUUUCUUAAGCAGUGGACUUACCCGAGUAAGUGAAGGUAUGACUGAAGAAGAAAUUGCUUGAAGGAGGUGAGUGGGGAUCGGAUCAAGUGCACAAGUAGUAGGAUGAUUGGACAGGAUGAGUUUGGAAACAUCCAUCUCUGAGAGUGGGGAGAAGGAGGAGAGAGAGUGUGCAUUGGCCGUUGUGAAGUUAUCCCCAGUCUGCGGUGUGGAGAAUUGGUCACUGAUGGUUCUUGUCUUAUUUGUGAAGAAAACUGCAAAGUCGUCAGCUGUAAGAGUUGAUAGAGAAGAAGGUAGAGGUGGAUUAAGAAGAGAAGAGAAAGUUUUUGUCAUGAUCCUGGUUUCUUCUCCUCCUUCUCUGUCUCCCUCUUGUGGUCACAUACUGACUCACAUUAUCACGCACACACAUCCACUCCUCCGCUCAUUAUCGCUUUCAGCUGUUUCCCCUUUCAUUCCCUUCUCCUCACCUGUCCCCUCUUUUGCCCUUGAUUGUCUCUUCUUCUUAUUCCCUCUUUCUAGCCCUGUCUUGUUGUCGGAUUAUUCAAUGACCUCUCGUGAGAAACGUCUGUUCUCUAGUCCUGUCUUGUCUGUGAAAUCCUUAUUUCUACUGUGAGUUAUACUGCCAUUGGACUGUGUAUUAUCCAGCUGUGCCUGUUUGCAGAGUACCUGUUCAGCGCCUGCCCUUGGCUGUUCACUCUGCCUGCUGUCUUCACUGUUUCAGACUGGCUGUAUGCAUCUCGGGGUCCCUGCCUCUGUCCUCGUGGAAGUUUAUGUAGAUUUUCUUAGAUCCAAUUGUCUGACAAUUUCUGUUCUGGCUCUGACUGAAGCCUGUGAUUUAUGUUCCAAUUAAUCAGUGAAGACAUUUACUUUAACAGUUCCACCACUACCAUCAUGAGACCACUGGGAGGCAGAGGUGGACUGCAUCUUCAAGUUUUCUCUUUUUAAGGAGGAGAUGAUCCAAGUCUUUGACCGGUCCGCACAUGGUGACGAAGCAUCCCACCUCCUAUCCGCCUUGCACCAGGGGAAGAGGUCAGUCACAGAUUUUCAAUUGAGUUUCGAACCCUGGCCACAACGAGUGGAUGGAAUGGCCCGGCACUAAUCACCCAUUUUCUUGAGGGCCUGAACUCUGACAUUAAGGAUGAGGUCUUUGUCUGAGAGGUUCUUGACAGUUUCAACUCCCUUGUCGAGCUGGCUUUCCUCGUCGAAAGACGCCUCGACAUGCGACGAAGGGCUCGCAGAAUGGAGGCUUCGUUACUUCCCGCUUCCGCAGCGACCCACUGCCAUCUGCUGCUGAUCCCGAGCCGAUGCAGCCAGGGGCGCUUCGUAUAUCCACAUGGGAACGCCAAUGCAGGAUUAUGAAUCACCUUUGCAUGUACUGUGUUGCCGCUGAUCAUUUUGUCUCUAGGUGCCCAGUAAAAGCCAGCGCUUUUCAGUAGGUGGAGGGUUACUGGUGAGCGCUACAUCAUGGGUCUCUCCGUCUAAGUCCUGUACUGCCCUUCCCGUACACCUCCGCUGGCCGGGAUCAUCAGUUUCCUGCUCUGCAUUGCUUGAUUCGGGGACGGAGGGGAACUUCGUUGACGAGACUUGGGCUUUGGAACAAGGUAUUCCCCUCUCAGAAGUCCCUAGGGCACUUUGAAAACCGGGUAUUCCUUUCGGAUUGGUAAACGCCCCCACGGUCUUUCAAGCCUUAGUCAAUGAUGUCCUACGGGACAUGCUCAACGUCUUUGUGUUCGUCUACCUCGACGACAUUUUGAUCUUUUCGCCAUCACUCCAGGUGCACGUCCAACAUGUGCGUCGUGUCCUUCAGCGGCUACUGGAAAAUCGGAGGUUGAUAACCGAGAAAUGUUCUUUCCAUGCCCCCUUAGUUAUGUUCCUAGGUUCAGUCAUCUCGGCAGAGGGGAUUAGUAUGGACCCAGCUAAGGUCCAGGCUGUUACUGAUUGGCCCGUGCCCGACUCCCGCCUCGCGCAACAACGUUUUCUCGGGUUUGAAAAUUUUUAUCAUCAUUUUAUACUAAAUUUCAGUCCUCUUACAGCUCUGACCUCAGUCAAGUCCCAGUUUAGGUGGUCAGAAUCUGCGCAGACUGCGUUUGACGUUCUAAAGUCUCGUUUUACUACCGCGCCUAUCCUUCUUACACCUGACUUCUCUAAACAAUUUAUAGUCGAGGUCGAUGCCUCUGAAGUAGGGGCAUCGCGAACUACUCGCCAUCCAUCUAGCGUUAGGCGAAUGGUGACAGUGGCUAGAGGGAGCUCCCGUUCCUUUUAUUGUCUGGACAGAUCACCGAAACCUAGAAUAUAUCCGCAAGGCCAAGAGACUAAACGCUCGUCAAGCCCGCUGGGCUCUAUUCUUUACCCGUUUCUAUUUUACCAUCUCGUAUCGUCCGGGUACCAAAAACGUCAAGCCUGACGCGCUAUCUCAUCUUUUUGACUCCUCUUCGUCUUCUGAGCCUGAGGAGAUUAUUCCCCCGGGUCAUGUUGUUGGCAUGACCGUCUGGGGAAUAGAGAUGCUGGUUAAGCGUUCUUUUUCUCAUGUCAUAGUCCCGCGCAACUGUCCUAAGGGGCUCCUUUUUGUUCCUGUAUCCGUGCGUCGAGCUGUCCUUCAAAUGGGGACACACCUCUAAACUGACAGCCCAUCCUG